Molecule: messenger RNA, 912 nt
Organism: Colletotrichum abscissum
Lineage: Eukaryota; Fungi; Ascomycota; Sordariomycetes; Glomerellales; Glomerellaceae
Product: short-chain dehydrogenase
Exons: 4
Coding region: 1-912 (303 amino acids)
Source: RefSeq, a predicted model, not a curated record
AUGUCGCGCUUCGAGAUCAACGAAAAAGACCUCGUCGGUCUCAAAGACAAGGUUGUCUUAGUGACAGGCGGAUCCUCGGGUAUCGGCCUUGGAACGGUCAACCUUCUUCUCUCUCUGGGUGCGCGAGUUACCAAUGUCGAUCUGAGUCUUCCCAAAGCUUCGGAGCCUGGCGAUCCGUCUCUAGUGGAGUCUCGUCUAACCUUCGAGCCAUGCAAUGUUUGCGAUUGGCAAGCUCUUCGUGGCGUAUUUGCGCGAACCGCAGAGCGAGAAGGUCGCAUUGACGCUGUCUUCGCGAAUGCCGGAGUUGGUGCCCGGACCCGGUUUAUCGACGACGAGAUCGAUCCUACUGAUGGAGAGUUGAAGGCACCAGACCUGAGUUGCGUCGAGACGAACCUUUUUAGCGUCAUUUCAACAGUCAAGCUCGCUGUUCACCACAUGCGCAAACAGGAGACCGGAGGUAGCAUUGUUCUCACUGCAUCUGUCAGCUCUUGGUCAAGAUUCAAAGCUGUUGAUUAUACCACGUCUAAGCAUGCUGUGCUUGGUCUUAUGCGCAGUCUUAUCCCGCAUCUAGAAGAGCUCCCUGUUCCCAUCAGACUCAAUUCUCUCGCUCCAAACUGGACUAAGUCCGGUAUUGUCAACGAGGAGAUGGUGUCUCUCACGGGACUCGCUCUGAAUACGCCUGAACAUGUGGCUCUAUCGGCUGCUUUACUCAUGAAUGACAACAACAGAAAUGGAGAGGUUAUUUUCAUCGACGGCGGGAAAUACUGGGAGAUUGAAGAAUCUCUGGGCGGAGCUGGGGUCGGUAGCUUCGUUGGAUCCUCACUGCCGAUCGGUAGCGACCAAGGAACGGACUGGGACCGCUACCUGGAGUUUUCCAGGAGGAUGAAUUUAGCUCUGAAGGGUCUUCAAUGA